AUGCUGCUGCUUCUGCUGAGGACGGUGGUGGUAGUGGUGCUUCUCAAUAUUGAGACGUGUUUUCAGCUAACUCAUCAAGUCCAAUCUAAUAAGCCAUGUCCUCAUUUAUGUUCUUGCUCUCAAGACACAGUCAUUUGUACUGGUCAAGGACUUUCCAGAAUACCUAGUGGAAUACCUUCUAGUACUAUUAGACUGUAUGUUCUUUCCAUGACUUUUUUUUUAGCAUAA
This is a messenger RNA of Thelazia callipaeda (thelaziosis nematode), 228 nucleotides long. The record is from the annotation of a GenBank genome assembly. NCBI's taxonomy places the organism in Eukaryota, Metazoa, Nematoda, Chromadorea, Rhabditida, Thelaziidae.